AGGAAAUUCUUUAAUUUUGCCCUUUGAGGGCUACGUGUGGGUGCAGGCUUGCUGCCUACCCUUGACUCCCUUGGGAAAUAUUCCUUGGGAAGAACCUGGUCCUCCUCACAGUCCACACAGCACUCAUUCCCAGGAGGUGGAAAACGCUUGGUGGGGACAGAGAAAGGGUUGCCACUCAUCUGUUGCACAAGCGCGAAGCAGGAGGAAGCAUCUGCUGAGCAGGGAUCAGCGACCAGCGGCUCACCCCAGGGCUUUCAGAAAAGAGGAAAUCAAGGAGAAACCCAGACUCUCAGGCCGGGUAAUCGCUAGCUAAGAUUCCGCAUGGACGUCGCUCUCUCUGUUACAAAUGGACUCUCAGGUCAUGGGGUCCUGACCAACCAUGCCUGCCUGAGGGACGAGCUGGGAGUCACCCCAUCGCAGUUAUAGCAAAGACAAAGAAAUAGCAUGGCAUGAAACAUGGCUCAGUUCUAUUACAAAAGAAAUGUUAAUGCCCCCUACAGAGAUCGCAUCCCUCUAAGGAUAGUUCGAGCAGAAUCGGAACUCUCACCGUCAGAAAAAGCCUACUUAAAUGCUGUGGAAAAGGGAGAUUAUGCAAGCGUCAAGAAAUCCCUAGAGGAAGCUGAAAUUUAUUUUAAAAUCAAUAUUAAUUGCAUUGAUCCUCUUGGAAGAACUGCUCUCCUCAUUGCAAUUGAAAAUGAGAACUUGGAGCUCAUUGAACUGCUCUUAAGCUUUAAUGUCUAUGUCGGAGAUGCUCUAUUACAUGCUAUAAGGAAAGAAGUCGUCGGCGCUGUUGAGCUGUUACUGAACCACAAAAAGCCCAGUGGAGAAAAACAGGUGCCUCCCAUUCUCCUUGAUAAGCAGUUCUCUGAAUUCACUCCGGACAUUACACCAAUCAUUUUGGCAGCCCAUACAAAUAAUUAUGAGAUAAUAAAACUUUUAGUUCAAAAAGGAGUCUCGGUACCCAGACCCCAUGAGGUCCGCUGUAACUGUGUUGAAUGCGUCUCCAGCUCAGAUGUGGAUAGCCUCCGCCACUCACGCUCCAGACUCAACAUCUACAAGGCCUUGGCCAGUCCCUCUCUCAUCGCACUGUCAAGUGAAGAUCCUUUUCUCACAGCCUUUCAGUUAAGUUGGGAGCUUCAGGAACUGAGUAAGGUGGAAAAUGAAUUCAAGUCAGAGUAUGAGGAGCUGUCACGACAGUGCAAACAAUUUGCUAAGGACCUACUGGAUCAGACAAGAAGUUCCAGAGAACUGGAAAUCAUUCUUAAUUACCGAGAUGACAAUAGUCUCAUAGAAGAACAAAGUGGAAAUGAUCUCGCAAGACUAAAAUUGGCCAUUAAGUACCGUCAAAAAGAGUUUGUUGCCCAGCCCAAUUGCCAACAGCUGCUUGCAUCUCGGUGGUACGAUGAGUUCCCAGGCUGGAGGAGAAGACAUUGGGCAGUGAAGAUGGUGACAUGUUUCAUAAUAGGACUUCUUUUUCCUGUCUUCUCUGUGUGCUACCUUAUAGCUCCUAAAAGCCCACUUGGACUGUUCAUCAGAAAGCCAUUUAUCAAGUUCAUCUGCCAUACAGCAUCCUAUUUGACUUUUUUGUUCCUGCUGCUGCUUGCCUCUCAGCACAUCGACAGGUCAGACUUGAACAGGCAAGGUCCACCACCAACCAUCGUCGAGUGGAUGAUAUUACCGUGGGUCCUGGGUUUUAUAUGGGGAGAAAUUAAACAAAUGUGGGAUGGCGGACUUCAAGAUUACAUCCAUGAUUGGUGGAAUCUAAUGGAUUUUGUGAUGAACUCCCUAUACUUAGCAACAAUCUCCUUGAAAAUCGUUGCAUUUGUAAAGUACAGUGCUCUUAAUCCAAGAGAAUCUUGGGACAUGUGGCACCCCACUUUGGUGGCUGAAGCUUUAUUUGCCAUUGCAAACAUCUUCAGUUCUCUGCGCCUGAUCUCACUAUUUACCGCAAAUUCUCACCUGGGGCCUCUGCAAAUAUCCCUGGGAAGAAUGCUCCUGGACAUUUUGAAGUUUCUAUUCAUAUACUGCCUCGUGUUGCUAGCAUUUGCAAAUGGCCUGAAUCAACUAUACUUCUAUUAUGAAGAAACGAAAGGGUUAAGCUGCAAAGGCAUACGAUGUGAAAAGCAGAAUAAUGCAUUUUCAACGUUAUUUGAGACACUCCAGUCCCUAUUUUGGUCAAUAUUUGGGCUCAUCAAUUUAUAUGUGACCAAUGUCAAAGCACAGCAUGAAUUCACUGAGUUUGUUGGUGCCACCAUGUUUGGGACGUACAAUGUCAUCUCUCUGGUUGUCCUACUCAACAUGUUAAUAGCUAUGAUGAAUAAUUCUUACCAACUUAUUGCUGACCAUGCAGAUAUAGAAUGGAAAUUUGCUCGAACAAAGCUUUGGAUGAGUUACUUUGAAGAAGGAGGUACCCUGCCUACUCCCUUCAAUGUCAUCCCGAGCCCCAAGUCUCUGUGGUACCUGAUCAAGUGGAUAUGGACACAUCUGUGCAAGAAAAAGAUGAGAAGAAAACCAGAAAGUUUUGGAACAAUUGGGAGACGAGCUGCUGAUAAUUUAAGAAGACAUCACCAAUAUCAAGAAGUUAUGAGGAAUCUGGUGAAGCGGUACGUGGCUGCCAUGAUCAGAGAUGCCAAGACUGAAGAAGGUCUGACGGAAGAGAACUUUAAGGAACUAAAGCAAGACAUUUCUAGUUUCCGCUUCGAAGUCCUGGGGUUACUAAGAGGAAGUAAACUAUGUACGGUGCAAUCCGCUCACGCCGCGACGGAGUCUUCCAACUCAGCUGACUCCGAUGAAAAGAGCGAUAACGAAGGAAGCAGCAGGGACAAGAAAAAGAACUUCAGCCUUUUCGAUUUAACCACCCUGAUUCAUCCGAGAUCGGCAGCAAUUGCCUCUGAAAGACACAACAUAAGCAAUGGCUCCGCCCUGGUGGUGCAGGAGCCCCCUAGGGAGAAGCAGAGAAAAGUGAAUUUCGUGACUGAUAUCAAAAACUUUGGGUUAUUUCACAGACGAUCAAAACACAACGCUGCUGAGCAAAAUGCAAACCAAAUCUUCUCUGUUUCAGAAGAGAUGGCUCGUCGACAGGCUGAAGGACCACUGGAGAGAAAUAUUCAACUGGAAUCCCGAGGCUUAGCUUCACGGAGUGACUUGAACAUCCCCGGCCUCAGUGAACAAUGUAUAUUAGUAAACCAUCGAGAAAGGAACACAGACACCCUCGGUUUACAGGUAGGCAAGAGAGUGUGUCCGUUCAAGUCAGAGAAAGUGGUCGUGGAAGACACUGUCCCAAUAAUACCAAAGGAGAAGCGCGGGAAGGAAGAGGACUGUAGCGUAGACUAUGACGUAAACCUCACUGACACAGUCACCCACGAGGACUAUGUGACAACAAGAUUGUGAUACUUGAAGGAGGAAGUGUAUAUCCUGCAUACACGUAUUUUCCGUAGUGGUCUGGGUGGGGGGAGAUGUUUAAAAGCGAAUUAGCAAAUGCUAACGUACACUUUAUAGCAUUUAUUAACUGUGGCAUAUUAAUGUGUAACAAGUUUAAUUAAGGCAAAGGCUAUCAAAAACCUUUGUUUUGUAGCCUGCUUUUGCUUUCACAAUUUGUUUUACAAUUUUUUUGUUAAUAAAUAAACGCACCUUGUAUUCUUGUACUGUUGCAAUAACCCACAGGAAAUUUUUAGCUAUCUUUUUCAAUGAAAACAAAUGCAAUUUAUUUCAUGUGGUAGUUGACUCCUACAAUAGAUAUUUUUAUAUGCAUAAAACAACGUAGCUGAAAUAUUAGAGCUUUUCAUAAUUUUUUAGGGUCUCUAGAGAUGGUUACUUACCAAGGACUUUUCACCCAGCCCUACAGUUUGGCUUUAAAACACAAAUAAUAUCAAAUUAUUUCUCAAGAACAUGUAAAUAAUUAUAGUACACAAUUAAAGCAAGCAAGCCUGGUUCUCAUGAAGUCAUGAUCAAACUCUCUGUUAAAAUGAAAAUCAGGUAUACUUCAUGGAAUUUUAGGUCGCCCAGUUUUCCUUUCAGUAAGUAAAAAAAAACUGUUGGUCUUAAUUUAGAUGAUUGAUGAUUUUUAAUGAUAUUUUGUCAGAAAAAAAGGUUGUAUCUCAAGCUUAAAAAAACCAAUUACCUUUUUCUGGUUUAACUGCUAAUCAGUGUAAAUAUGAGUCUUUAUGAAUAACUUGAAUUUCAAAAAUAUGGCAGAAGUUCUCAGUGAUAGAAAUGAACAAUGAUAGAUUAAAGUAGUUUAAGCACCUUAAACAAAGCAAGAUGAUUGCCUACUCAUAAUAUACAGAUGAAAAUGAACUCACUCUGACAAUCCAAAUCUAAGCAAAGUGAAAUUCUGUUUUCAAUCAGUGCAGUAUUGUUGUCAAUUCAAAA
Molecule: messenger RNA, 4371 nt
Organism: Equus caballus (horse)
Lineage: Eukaryota; Metazoa; Chordata; Mammalia; Perissodactyla; Equidae
Gene: TRPC4
Product: transient receptor potential cation channel subfamily C member 4
Biological process (GO): calcium ion transmembrane transport; regulation of cytosolic calcium ion concentration
Cellular component (GO): plasma membrane; cation channel complex
Molecular function (GO): store-operated calcium channel activity; inositol 1,4,5 trisphosphate binding; protein binding
Source: RefSeq, a predicted model, not a curated record